Molecule: messenger RNA, 1864 nt
Organism: Oryzias latipes (Japanese medaka)
Lineage: Eukaryota; Metazoa; Chordata; Actinopteri; Beloniformes; Adrianichthyidae
Gene: tdh
Product: L-threonine dehydrogenase
Biological process (GO): L-threonine catabolic process
Molecular function (GO): L-threonine 3-dehydrogenase activity
Source: RefSeq, a predicted model, not a curated record
GCUGAUAUUUGGAGCUGAUGCAACACUGAGCGGAGAUAACGAGUCAGCGCGCAGCGGGGAGAACUCCAACCAGGAAGACACCUUUUCUUACAGCAAGUCACUCAAUUUUCAACUCGUUUUCGCAUCUCUGGUAUCAGCAUGCCUGUCAUCAGAACCCUCAGCAAAGUGGCCAAGCAGGCCCUAAUGGGCACCCCUGGGUGUGGAUGCCAGCCUUUAACGGUGGCUGUGCGCAGCAUCAGCUUCUCCCCUCGCCAGGUGACCUCUGAUGCAAGCUUCCACUCUGUGUCUUUCUCUGAAACAGACCACCCCAAGGUGCUUAUCACUGGUGGGCUCGGGCAACUUGGAGUCGGACUGGCCAAACUACUGAGGAUGAGGUACGGAAAGAACAAUGUUAUUCUGUCAGACAUCAGGAAGCCACCAAACAGCGUUUUUCACAGUGGGCCUUUCAUUUACUCCGACAUCCUGGACUACAAGAACCUCCGGGAAAUUGUGGUAAACAACCGCAUCACUUGGCUGGUUCACUACAGCGCUCUUCUCAGUGCUGUAGGAGAGGCUAACGUGGCUUUGGCACGCUCCGUUAACAUUACUGGGCUUCACAACAUCCUUGACAUUGCAGCAGAACAUGGCUUGCGUCUGUUUGUCCCCAGCACCAUUGGUGCCUUUGGCCCCACCUCCCCUCGCAACCCCACGCCAGAUCUGUGUGUGCAGAGACCACGCACGAUCUACGGUGUUUCCAAAGUCCACGCUGAGCUAAUGGGAGAGUAUUACCACCAUCGCUAUGGUCUGGACUUCCGCUGUCUUCGCUACCCAGGAAUCAUCUCUGCUGACUCCACACCAGGAGGUGGAACAACAGACUAUGCCGUCCAGAUCUUCCACGACGCCAUCAAAACGGGGAAGUUUGAGUGCAACUUGAAACCCGACACCCGGCUGCCUAUGAUGUACAUCGACGACUGUCUGCGUGCAACUCUGGAAGUGAUGGAGGCACCAGCUGACACUCUCAGCAUGAGAACUUACAACAUCAACGCCAUGAGUUUCACUCCUGAAGAACUGACUCGGGAGCUCCAGAAGCAGAUGCCAGAGCUGGAGGUCUCAUAUGAGAUCGACCCAGUGCGGCAGGCGAUCGCGGACAGCUGGCCAAUGAACUUUGAUGACUCCAACGCCAGGAAGGACUGGGGCUGGAAACACGACUAUGAUCUUCCAGAACUGGUCCAGACUAUGCUCAACUACUUUAGAGAGGAAACGCGCAUGGCUCGAGUUAACUGAGACACUGUAAAUGUUUCUUUACACACCACGUAAAGACUGACCAAAGAAAUACAGAGAAGCCUAGUUUGUAUAUAGUCGUUCCCCCACUUCUUUGUAAUAUCAGAAAGGGUCCUCUUGCCUGCUGAAAGGUCGCCGAAUGGCUUCAAUGUAGAUAUCCGAGCAGGUUAGAUGAUCUGCGAUGUUCUUGUCUGUUCAGUCCUGCUUAGCUCACUUCUCAUCUUUUCCGCUGGGACUGCAUAAGCGAGGAGCGGCGCAUCAGCAGAGGAGUGUUGCCAGGAAUUGCAGUUUUACGACUUGUUUUUUAAUGAUCGUUUUUUUUUCUGUGUAGUUUUUAAAUGUGCUUUUCUAGCUGCUUUUGAAGCACGGAUCAGGUUUUUCUGUUUAGCCACAUUUCCAAUGAAAAUGUCAAGCACAAGUUGUAUUUUAUUUUAUUUUGCUCUUUAUAAGAAAAAAAUGCAAAACCUGCUUAUCUUUUAGUGUCUUUUGAGGCGCAACUCUUAAAGAAUUUUAGAAUUGUUACUGUCUUUUCAAUAUUAUUUAUUCUGUCGUUGAAUGUGUGAGAGCUUCCUCCUAAAGACAUUAAAAUCUGUUUCUCUAAGUG